CUGUCUGAUCUUCACCACAUGUUCACGGGGCCAUUACUGGUAUGCCUGAAUCCUAUGCAGAAUACUUAUUUGACUUCAUUCGAUUUUUCUCAGACACUCAGUCCCUCUUAAUUUUCCUCAAAUAGACUUGAAUUUUUUUUUUUUGCACGGCUACACUUUGACAGCCAGGGCAUUGUACUGCGCAUGCGCCGUUACCGUGGGGUUUGGGUUCUGUUUACAGAAAAAAUGCUGUUGCAGAAGUAGCAAGCUAACUUGUGCAAUGUUAUGUCAACCGUCUUUGGAAUAAAACACAAUUGUGGACACAGGUGAUUUUACUCAUUUCCCCUCCAUUCAUGCGUCUGGCUUGGUUUAGCUGUCAUGGAUGACAAGGCCUCGGUGGGGAAAAUUAGCGUGUCGUCCGACUCAGUGUCCACCCUGAACAGUGAGGACUUUGUGCUGGUGUCGCGGCUGGGGGACGACACCCCAGGCUCCUCCAUUAAUAACGGUAGCGAUGACGAAAAGACAGGACUGAAGGUGAUUUCUGAGGAAGGGGUCAGCUUUAAGAUUGUGGGGAACGGCAGUGAGCAGCAGUUGCAGAAGGAGUUGGAGGAUGUUCUGAUGGACCCCUCUGUAGCUGACCAGAUUCUGAGCGGUGGGGGUGGCGGUGGUGGCUGGGGAGACCAGGUGGGAGGGGGGGACCAUGUGUCCCAGCCCACCACAGCAGUACCACUUCAGUCCGUGCCCCAACCGUGCCCUGACCCCCUCAGCGACCCCCUCAACACCCCGCCAAAAGUUGAGAUGGUUCUGCCCGUCCAAUCCGCACAAGGUGCACAGGAGAGCGAGCUAAAUGAGCGAUCGUACCGCGGGGAUGAGUCGUCAUCAGAGUGCAGCCCCAGUACACCCAUCCCAGACGAGGACAGUGUGGUCUUCAAUAAGCUGACCUACCUGGGCUGUGCCUCGGUCAACGCCCCCCGCAGUGAGGUGGAAGCGCUCUGCAUGAUGACCGUCCUCAGAGGGCAGUGCCAGCUACCCCUGGAUGUCACCCUAUCUGUGCCCGGCGUCUCAGAGGGCACCGUCAGGUUGCUGGACCCCCAGACAAGCACAGAGAUAGCCAGUUACCCCAUCUACAAGAUCAUGUUCUGUGUGCGUGGUCAUGACGGCACACCUGAGACUGACUGCUUUGCCUUCACAGAGAGCCACUACAAUGCAGAGAUCUUCCAUAUACAUGUCUUCCGCUGUGAGAUCCAAGAGGCGGUCAGCAGGAUACUGUACAGCUUCGCCACGGCCUUUAGGCGGUCCGCCAAGAAGACGCUCCUCUCGGGCUUGCCUCCGCCCCUGACGCCAGACAGCGACGUCUUCACCUUCACCGUCAGUCUAGAGAUCAAAGAGGAUGAUGGGAAAGGGACCUUUAGCGCUGUGGCGAAAGACAAAGACAAGAACAGCUUCAAGCUGCAUCCGGGAAUGGACAAGAAGCUCUUCAUCUACGUACAGCAGACGUCCAAUAAGGAGCUGUCUAUAGAGAGGUGCUUCGGCCUACUGCUGAGCCCAGGGAAGAACGUGAAAAACAGUGACAUGCACCUGCUAGACUUGGAGUCAAUGGGGAAGUCCUCCGAUGGAAAGUCCUACAUCAUCACAGGGAGCUGGAAUCCCAACACACCCCAGUUCCAGGCUGUCAACGAGGAGACACCCAAAGAUACGUUUAUCUACAUGACGACGGCGGUGGACCUGGUGAUCACUGAGGUGGAGGAGCCGGUUCGUUUCCUGCUGGAGACCAGGGUCAGAGUCUGCUCCCCCAACGAGAGGCUCUUCUGGCCAUUCAGCAAACGCAGCUACACAGAGACUUUCUACCUGAAACUCAGACAGAUGGAGCGUAAGAGGAACAAGGACACCCUGUACGAGGUGCUGAGCCUGGAGAGUGAGUUAGAGAGGGAGAGGAAGAAGACGACAGCCAGCCCCAACAUCCUGCAGUCUGCCUCCCAAGGAUCCAUGGUGCCAUCGCCCCCCGAGGAUGAUGAGGAGGAAGACAAUGACGAGCCGUUGCUGAGUGGCUCAGGAGACGUAUCAAAAGAGUGUGCUGAGAAGAUCCUGGAGACCUGGGGAGACCUGCUGUCCAAAUGGCAUCUGAACCUGUCUGUGCGUCCCAAGCAGCUCCCGGCUUUGGUGCGUAGCGGGGUCCCAGAGGCCCUCAGGGGAGAGGUGUGGCAGCUCCUGGCUGGUUGCCAUAACAACGACCACCAAGUGGAGGAGUACCGCACCCUCAUCACUAAGGAGUCUCCCCAGGACAGUGCCAUCACCAGAGACAUUAACAGGACUUUCCCAGCUCACGACUACUUCAAGGACACUGGAGGAGACGGGCAAGACUCACUCUACAAGAUCUGCAAGGCCUACUCAGUGUAUGAUGAGGAGAUUGGUUACUGCCAGGGACAGUCUUUCCUGGCUGCUGUGCUGCUGCUGCACAUGCCUGAGGAACAGGCCUUCAGUGUUCUGGUCAAGAUCAUGUUUGACUACGGACUCAGGGACCUCUUCAAGCAGAACUUUGAGGAUUUACACUGCAAGUUCUUCCAGCUGGAGAGACUCAUGCAGGAGUACAUCCCAGACCUGUAUAACCACUUCCUGAAUGUGGGUCUUGAGGCUCAUAUGUACGCCUCUCAGUGGUUCCUUACACUCUUCACAGCCAAGUUCCCCCUCUACAUGGUGUUCCACAUCAUAGACCUGCUACUCUGUGAGGGCAUCAGUGUGAUCUUCAACGUGGCUCUGGCUCUCCUGAAGACCUCAAGGGAAGACCUGCUGGCAACAGACUUUGAGGGGGCGCUCAAGUUCUUCCGGGUCCCGGUUCCCAAACGCUACCGCUCAGAGGAGAACGCUAAGAAACUGAUGGAGCUGGCCUGCAGCAUGAAGAUCAGCCAGAAGAAGCUGAAGAAGUAUGAGAAUGAAUAUCACAGCAUGAGAGAGCAGCAGGAGCAGCAGGAGGCUCCCAUUGAGAGAUAUGAGAGGGAGAACCGUCGUCUCCAGGAGGCUAACAUGCGUCUGGAGCAGGAGAAUGAUGACCUGGCCCAUGAACUGGUCAGCAGCAAGAUCGCUCUGCGCAAAGACCUGGACAACGCCGAGGAGAAAGUAGACGCACUGAACAAGGAGCUGUUGAUGACCAAACAGAAGCUGGUGGAUUCAGAGGACGAGAAGAGACGACUAGAGGAGGAGUCUGCACAGCUGAAAGAGAUGUGCAGGCGGGAGCUGGGUAAAUCAGAGUCUGAGAUAAAGAAGAAUGGUUCCAUCAUAGGAGAGUACAAACAGAUCUGCUCUCAGCUCAGUGAGCGUCUGGAGAAACAGCAGAUCGCCAACAAGGGAGAGGUGGAGAAAAUCCGGCUGAAGGUGGGGGGCUGUGAGAAGUGCUCUAUCCUCUUCAACAAGGAGGGUCGUCUAAAGGCAGUGAAGAAGAUGGAGGGCAGCGAGGAAGAGACGGAUGAGGAGAAGGAGGGUCUGAAGAACCAGCUCAGAGAGAUGGAGCUGGAACUGGCCCAGACCAAACUACAACUGGUAGAGGCAGAGUGCAAGAUACAGGACUUGGAGCACACCCUGGGUCUGGCCCUGAACGAGGUCCAGGCAGCCAAGAAGACCUGGUUCAACAGAACCUUAACCUCCAUCAAGACCGUGACGGGAGCACAGGGGAAGGAGACUACCUAACAUGAGACCCCCCUCCUCUCCUCCUCGACCACAGACCGUUCCCUGCUGCUCCCAAACCUCGACCCGUUCCUCUCCCAGCCUCCCCCCUCCUCCCCCUGGUCAGGGGUACCAGCCACUAACUUGACCGGAGCGAACCAAACCACAACAGGAGUUUUAAAUAAGUACUGAGCUCACUGCCCCAAACUAAAUGAUAUACUUAAUUAAAAAAGAAACAGAAAAGAAAAGAGAAGAGUCUUCAACAUUAGUCUUUAUACUACUGAUAUUUAACAGGUCAGGAAGGAGUUGUAGAGAGUUAGCUGAACUGUCCUCUCUCCAGACAUGGGAAAUACAACACUCCAUUUUACUGUCCUCUCUCCAGACAUGGGAAAUACAACGCUCCAUUUUACUGUCCUCUCUCCAGACAUGGGAAAUACAGCUCUCCAUUUUACUGUCCUCUCUCCAGACAUGGGAAAUACAGCUCUCCAUUUUACUGUCCUCUCUCCAGACAUGGGAAAUACAACACUCCAUUUUACUGUCCUCUCUCCAGACAUGGGAAAUACAACGCUCCAUUUUACUGUCCUCUCUCCAGACAUGGGAAAUACAGCUCUCCAUUUUACUGUCCUCUCUCCAGACAUGGGAAAUCUAGCGCUCCAUUUUACUGUCCUCUCUCCAGACAUGGGAAAUACAGUUCUCCAUUUUACUGUCCUCUCUCCAGACAUGGGAAAUACAGUUCUCCAUUUUACUGUCCUCUCUCCAGACAUGGGAAAUACAACACUCCAUUUUACUGUCCUCUCUCCAGACAUGGGAAAUACAACACUUAAUUUUACUGUCCUCUCCAGACAUGGGAAAUACAGUUCUCCAUUUUACUGUCCUCUCUCCAGACAUGGGAAAUACAGUUCUCCAUUUUACUGUCCUCUCUCCAGACAUGGGAAAUACAACACUCCAUUUUACUGUCCUCUCUCCAGACAUGGGAAAUACAGUUCUCCAUUUUACUGUCCUCUCUCCAGACAUGGGAAAGACAGCUCUCCAUUUUACUGUCCUCUCUCCAGACAUGGGAAAUACAGUUCUCCAUUUUACUGUCCUCUCUCCAGACAUGGGAAAUACAGUUCUCCAUUUUACUGUCCUCUCUCCAGACAUGGGAAAGACAGCUCUCCAUUUUACUGUCCUCUCUCCAGACAUGGGAAAUACAGCUCUCCAUUUUACUGUCCUCUCUCCAGACAUGGGAAAUACAACACUCCAUUUUACUGUCCUCUCCGGACAUGGGAAUGACAGCUCUCCAUUUUACUGUCCUCUCUCCAGACAUGGGAAAUACAACACUCCAUUUUACUGUCCUCUCCAGACAUGGGAAAGACAGCUCUCCAUUUUACUAUCCUCUCUCCAGACUACUUGCACCAACAACAACUCCAACUAUAAUCUAGGUACUACCAGAGCUAACUAACAGCCUCCUCCUUUUCAAACUGAGCUUUUCUCAUUUCUGUUCUAUGAUACCUUUCUUUUUCUAUACAUGUGUGAUUCUGAACAUGCUUAUGAAUAAACAUGAUGAGUGAAAACUGAGCACACCAGAGUGUAUGUAUGGGUGUGUUUAUUAAUGUGUGUGUGAGUGUUAAUGUGUAUGUGAGUGAUAAGGGGAGUGUGUGUGUGUGUGUGUGUGUGUGUGUGUGUGUGUGUGUGUGUGUGUGUGUGUGUGUGUGUGUGUGUGUGUGUGUGUGUGUGUGUGUGUGUGUGUGUGUGUGUGUGAGUGUUAAGGGGAGUGUGUGUGUGUGUGUGUGUGCGUGUGUGAGUGUGCAUGUACAGGUAACUGCCAAAAUAAUGGAAGCAAUUAAAUGAGGGAUAGAAAGUAUUUAGAAAGCAGGUCCCUCCACACAGGUGUGGUUCCUGAGUUAAUUAAGUAAUUAACAUCCCAUCAUGCUUAGGGCCAUGUAUUAAAAUGCUGGACAGACCAUUAUUUUGGCUUCCAUGGCUAUACCCCCUAUAGGAUGACAAGACCCCCAUCCACAGGACACGAGUGGUCACUGAAUGGUUUGAUGAGCAUGAAAAUGAUGUGAACCAUAUUCCAUGACCGUCUCAGUCACCAGAUCUCAACCCAAUUGAACACUUAUGGGAGAUUCUGGAGCGGAGCCUGAGAUGGCGUUUUCCAUCAACAAAACACCAAAUGAUGGAAUUUCACUUGUAGAAUCUAUGCCCUGGGUACGUUGAAGUGGUUCUGGCUCGUCCCAGCGCUCUAUGAAGACACUUUAUGUCGCCAUUUCCUUUAUUUUGGCAGUUACCUGUAUGACUGAUGAUGUUUCUGGGUGUGGUCUUCCUGUGAAGUUUAGCAGGAUAGGAGCUGGGUGCUCUAUAGUGGGCUGAGGGGGGAGUUAUAUGAGGAAGAGUAUCUUACCGAUGAAGCCUUGAUUUUCAGGUUGAGGGGAACAUGGUAAACAUUAUGUACAGGGUAACAGUAGAUAUAGAAGCAGCAGCCUGGGGUCUGUCCGUUUGCUUGGUGUAGUAGCAGACAGGGGCCACUAGUGGUUGGUCCUGGCACUGUUCUCACAGUGCGCUUUCUGGGCUGUCCGAGCCUGGCUGGGCUCAAAGCAUGGGAGCUCAGUGGCUGGAAUUGCAGAGACAGAUAUGGGUGUGGCCCUCCCUUGCCUCAGACUCCACCCACAGACGUAGAACAGAACCUCCCCCUUUGGGACUCCUCCCUCCAUGGCCGAAAUGGAAUCCUACUGGUCUCCUAUCAAAAGUAUCCUACUAUAUAGGGACUAGGGUUCCGUCCUCCUCUCUAAGACCAGCUGUUCCUCUGGCUUCUGUACUAGAAGACCCUUCAUGACCUCUGACCUCAUCAGUCAAGUUUAUGCCAUGUUAUCCUAGUCACGGACACCACUCUCCCAACAUAGACAGAUACGUGUCACAGCCAGCCACCUACCGACCUACACUACUGACAGGGAGAGAAAUGGCACACAGGUAUUGUCUGGUCGUCAAUCACAGGCUGUGUGCUUAUGUGUGCACUCUUAUGUGGCAGAAUGGGUCAGGGGUCAUCAAAGGUCAGGGUUUGUCAGAGGUCAAGCUGGCAUUCUCUCUGAAAGAGUCAGGUGCACAUUGUUGAAUGUUAUGAAUAGAGCAGUCAUGAUUCCUCAUUCUACAUGUAAGAGAGAUGUUUGUUGUUCUAUAUAAUAUAUUUCUGUCUGAAUCUCCGUUAGAGGUCUCUGUCCAUAUUGGGGAAGGCCCUACUCUCUACUGACAGUGUGUGUGUGUGUGGUCGGGGUGGGGACUUUGCACCUUAACAUUCAUAUUUAUAAUGUAUGGUGUCUUUCUAAUCUUGCUUAAAGGGAAAAAUUCACUCAAAACCAUUUUUUUGUAUUUUUUUCACUAGUCCACUCUUGAUACAGUCUCAAAAUGUUUUGCAUGUCAGCAUUCAAGAGUCACUUGCCACAUGAUCAAUGCGUUUUGCAGUGUAUUUUUCCUUUAAGUCUGUGUUGAUGCCAGUGGAAGGAAGGCCUGUGUAAUGUACUGAGAACAAAGAGGUCCUUCUGUAAGGCACUGGGUUGUAUAUAAGAAGCAUUAGAAUGAUGAUAAUGAUUAAGUUUUUAAUUUUGUAUUUCUACUGCUGUAACUUAACUAAAUAAUAAUGUUGCCUAUAAUAACAAUGUAUUAUUGUACUGUGUUACAGAUUAAUGAUGACCUACAUACACUACCAGUCAACAGUUUGGACACCUACUUAUUCCAGGGUUUUUCUUUGUUUUACUAUUUUCUACAUUGUAGAAUAAUAGUGAAGAGAUCAACACUAUGAAAUAACACAUAUGGAAUCAUGUAGUAACCAAAAAAGUGUUAAACAAAUCAAAAUAUAUUUGAGAUUUGAGAUUCUUCAAAGUAGCCACCCUUUACCUUGAUGACAGCUUUGCACACUCUUGGCAUUCUCUCAACCAGCUUCACCUGGAAAGCUUUUCCAACAGUCUUAAAGGAGUUCCCACAUAUUUCUAGAAAAUAGUAAAACUAAAGAAGAACCCUGGAAUGAGUAGGUGUGUCCAAACCUUUGACUGGUACUGUAUGUUCUUUUGCUCAAAAGCUUUCCGUCUUAAAUGUCAGACAAACUGCUGUCUCAUCCAUUACGUGACAAAAUGUACCUUCAUUCAUCCAACAUUUCUGAACGUGUGGAACAUUGUAGAGUAUACUUAAUGCAUUUUAAUAUAAAGCUGUGAACUCAGA
Molecule: messenger RNA, 7827 nt
Organism: Salvelinus fontinalis (brook trout)
Lineage: Eukaryota; Metazoa; Chordata; Actinopteri; Salmoniformes; Salmonidae
Product: rab GTPase-activating protein 1-like
Exons: 26
Coding region: 358-3660 (1100 amino acids)
Source: RefSeq, a predicted model, not a curated record